AUGGCUCCCACCGGUUACACCGACGGUGAUGGCCACCUAGAGGCUGGACUAUUCAAGAGCACCCAAGGAGAGAAGCAGACCGGAUUCCAGGACUAUUCGCCACUUGCGUUGAAGAAACAGAGCAAGAGCAACAAGAUGAUUUACUUUAGGCGGGCGCUGCUCGUCAUUGUCAUGGGCUUCGUCCUUGGCUUGGGCGUUGCCACUGCCCGGCCGAGCUUGAUGAACUGCCAGAGACACAACGACAACUCGAAGAUGGACUUGGCCAAGGCUCACAGCUCCAAUGGAGAACUGGCGGAGGCACUUCAGAAGGCCUCUCCUGAUAUGCUUCACCGGCUGCUCCAUGCCUAUCUCCCUGAGAGAUACCAGCAUGGAGUGUUUGCCACUGAUAAGGACGCCAUCGAUGCCAUUAGCGAGAGGGAUCCUUCUGUGGCCUCGGCCAUCGUUCAGAUUGCCAAGAGACAAGACAAUGGACCGAGCAACAACAACUCUACUACGGCUGCUCCGCCGACCAGCACGGCUCCCUCGAGCACAGCUGUGCAGUCGUCAACGGACGUACAAUCUUCAACCGCUAGCAGCCCUGAAUCGACCACUGCUUCUGAAACUAGCUCAAGCGAUUCAUCUAGCUCUACUGCUGAGUCCACUACCGCAGAUUCGUCUACGUCCUCUGCUCCUGCAUCCACCACCGCAGAAUCAACCACUGCUUCGGAACAGUCCACCACCGCAGCACCCUCCAGCACUCCAAGCUCGGCUCCUGCUUCGACUACUUCCUCUGCUUCUUCAACUUCUGGUACGUCUACCACGGAAGAAGAGACCACUACGGCUGCUUCCUCCUCUCCCACUACUGCUCCGGCGUCCACCACCUCUGGUAGGUUGUCGGCAGGCAUUACUUCGUCUGUUGCCUCGUCUGAGGCAACAACCACCUUUGAUUCUUCAUCCCCUUCCUCUUUAUCCUCUUCCUUUCCUACAUCGACUUCACCGAAUUCGGCGACGGCAGCAGAAACCACUACUGAUGAAUCCGUAACCACGGGCCCAUCUUCAACCGAGGCCAGCGAAACUCCGCAAUCAACCAUUACAUCGGGCUCCAAGACGACGUCUGCACCCGUUGCCCACACCUUCACCAGGACACUUCCCGAUGGAGGCACCACUACCCUGACUUCAACCUCUUGGGUUGCCGUUUUGCCCACCAGCCAUGCCGACGGCUCAAAGAACCCUGACCUUCAGAACGGCGCCUCUCUCCCUCGUGCUGAGAUGAUGAUGCCUGCUGCCAUUGGUCUUUUGGUCGGAGCUGUUUUGCUGGCAUAA
Molecule: messenger RNA, 1302 nt
Organism: Trichoderma gamsii
Lineage: Eukaryota; Fungi; Ascomycota; Sordariomycetes; Hypocreales; Hypocreaceae
Exons: 3
Coding region: 1-1302 (433 amino acids)
Source: RefSeq, a predicted model, not a curated record